AGUGGGAGAGCAGAAUAGAUCAAAACAGCAUUAAGGGGAUACCCUGAGGGACUUCUACUAAGGAAGGCGUAUACAUCUCAGCUGGGAGACAAGCAGUCUUCAUAUAAGUCAAUGCAAGGCAGCUGCAGGUAGAGCUUUCCAUUACAUGCAUCUGCAACAUAACUACAGAAUCAAGAGAUCUAGGGAUUUCCUAAUAAGGAUUUCCUAAUAACAUUCUAGCUUUUUCAUUGAAGCUGAACUCUGAUUUCCUAAAUGAAAUAAUAUCAUCAAAAGCUGUAUGUUGCACCCUGAUCCAGUUGGCAUCCAGGAAGUUUUAGGCGCACAGAUGGGAUAAUAAAUACAUCUGGACAGGAUAUUUGCUCUUCAGACUUAAAGAAAAUUCUUCUUUUUGGAUAUCAACACAUUUAUUCAUACACCACAGACAAAAAUACUAUGGCAUAAAACAUGGCUCAGUUUUAUUUUAAAAGAAGUGUAUAUUCUCCUUAUCAAGAUCGGAUCCCUCUCCGUAUUGUACGUGCAGAAUCUGAACUCUCGCCGGCAGAGAAAGCAUACUUGAGUGCAGUGGAAAAGGGCGAUUACGCCAGUGUCAAGCAGGCUCUUGAAGAAGCUGAAAUAUAUUUUAAAAUCAAUAUUAAUUGCAUUGAUCCAUUGGGAAGAACUGCAUUACUUAUUGCCAUUGAAAAUGAGAACCUUGAGCUUAUUGAACUACUGCUAAGUUUUAACGUCUACGUUGGUGAUGCUUUACUGCAUGCCAUAAGGAAAGAGGUUGUCGGGGCAGUUGAACUGCUAUUAAAUCACAAGAAACCAAGUGGAGAAAAGCAGGUCCCACCGAUACUUCUAGAUAAACAAUUCUCCGAAUUUACUCCAGAUAUCACACCAAUAAUUUUGGCUGCUCAUACGAACAAUUAUGAAAUUAUAAAACAUCUUGUGCAAAAGGGUGUCUCAAUACCAAGGCCACAUGAGGUUCGUUGUAAUUGUGUUGAAUGUGUCUCAGGAUCUGAUGUGGACAGUCUACGGCACUCUCGGUCAAGACUUAAUAUCUACAGGGCAUUGGCAAGCCCAUCAUUAAUUGCGCUGUCAAGUGAAGAUCCAUUUCUGACAGCCUUCCAACUGAGCUGGGAACUACAAGAGUUAAGCAAAGUGGAAAAUGAGUUUAAAUCAGAAUACGAAGAACUGUCAAAGCAAUGCAAGCAAUUUGCUAAAGACCUUUUAGAUCAGACAAGGAGUUCAAGAGAAUUAGAAAUUAUUCUUAACUAUAGGGAUGAUGGAGGACUGUUGGAUGAACAGAAUGGCAAUGAUCUCGCCCGAUUAAAACUAGCAAUUAAGUACCAUCAAAAAGAGUUUGUUGCCCAGCCUAACUGUCAACAGCUGCUUGCGUCCCGUUGGUAUGAUGAAUUCCCAGGCUGGAGGAGACGACAUUGGGCAGUAAAGAUGGUGACGUGUGUCAUAAUAGGAUUUCUUUUUCCUGUCUUCUCUGGAUGCUACCUGAUAGCUCCAAAAAGUACACUGGGACUCUUUAUAAGGAAGCCUUUCAUCAAAUUCAUAUGCCACUCUGCAUCAUACUUGACUUUUCUGUUCCUUCUUUUGCUUGCAUCACAAUACACGGAAUAUAAGAUGCGAGAAGGACCCGCACCUACCGUUGUUGAGUGGAUGAUAUUGCCAUGGGUUUUGGGUUUUAUAUGGGGAGAAAUUAAACAGAUGUGGGAUGGAGGAUUCCAAGAUUAUAUCCAUGACUGGUGGAACUUAAUGGAUUUUGUAAUGAAUUCAUUAUAUCUGGCAACGAUAUCAUUAAAAAUUGUUGCAUACGUAAAGUUCCGUGGAGAGAGGGAUCGAAGUGAUUGGGAAACAUGGCACCCAACCUUGGUAGCAGAAGCAGUCUUUGCCAUUGCCAACAUAUUUAGUUCUCUGCGUUUAAUUUCAUUGUUUACCGCCAAUUCUCACCUUGGACCCUUACAAAUAUCUUUAGGAAGAAUGCUUCUGGACAUUUUGAAGUUUCUUUUUAUAUACUGCCUUGUGCUGUUGGCGUUUGCAAAUGGCUUGAAUCAGUUAUACUUCUAUUAUGAAACAAAUGAACCCCUAGAUUGUAAAGGAAUCAGAUGUGAAAAGCAAAAUAAUGCCUUCUCCACUUUAUUUGAAACUUUGCAGUCCUUAUUCUGGUCUAUUUUUGGACUAAUCAAUCUAUACGUGACAAAUGUAAAACCAAAGCACAAAUUUACAGAAUUUGUUGGUGCCACCAUGUUUGGAACCUAUAAUGUGAUUUCUUUAGUGGUUCUCUUAAACAUGUUAAUCGCUAUGAUGAACAACUCUUACCAACUGAUUGCUGAUCAUGCUGAUAUUGAAUGGAAGUUCGCAAGAACAAAGUUGUGGAUGAGUUACUUUGAAGAAGGAGGUACACUUCCCACUCCCUUCAAUAUAAUUCCAAGUCCAAAGUCUUUGUGGUAUUUAUUUAAAUGGUUGAGAAAACAAAUAUGCAAGAAGAACAUGAGACGAAAGCCUGAAAGUUUUGGAACAAUUGGGAGAAGAGCAGCUGAUAAUUUCCGAAGGCAUAAUCAAUAUCAGGAGGUGAUGCGGAACCUUAUUAAGAGAUACGUUGCUGCAAUGAUAAGGGAUGCUAAGACAGAAGAAGGGUUAACGGAAGAGAAUUUUAAAGAACUGAAGCAAGACAUUUCUAGCUUCCGCUUUGAGGUUUUGGGGUUAUUAAAAGGAAACAAGGUUAAUCUCCAAGCUUUAAAAAUGAAUAAUGGUGUGGCAGAUGUUUCAGACACGGAAGAAUCAGGUGUAACUAAAGAGAAGAGAACCAGACCACAAAAAAAAUCAUUUAGCCUUUUUGACAUAACUACUCUGAUUCAUCCCAAAACCGCAGAGAUAGCGACGGAAAGACAUAAUAAUGUAAGCAAUGGGUCUGCCUUGUUGACAACUGAACCUACUAAGGAGAAACAGAGAAAAAUACACUUCAGCAAAGACAUUAAAAGUUUUGGGUUGUUCAAUAGACAUUCCAAAACCUCAUAUUUGCAACAGAGCUCCAACAAAAUAUACUCGGUCUCUGAAGAAGUUCCAAACCAGCAGAUCUCUGAUCCGAGCGAGAAGACCCUUCAUCUAGAAGUCAAAGCUCCAGAAACAAAUUGUGCGUUAGAUGUAAAUACACUUGAAUCAACAAUAACUAAUGAAUUGAAGGAUACCUCAGUAUGUCUACCUUUACAGCCUUCAAGCAGUUGCCAUGGCUUGGUAGCUGAAAAUGAAAUGAACACAAAUGCUACUAAUCACAACGUGGAGCAAGAUACAACUGACAAUGCAGACAGCGCAAACAGUGACUCUCUUGCACAAGAAGAUUCUAUAACAAGACUGUGAUAAUCAAAAUAAGCAGUAGCGUUAUUUGUAUAUAUAAAAUAUAUAUUUUACAUAGCGUUUUUUUUGGAAUGUUCGGAUAUACGUUUGAAAAACCUGAGUAACACUUUGUCUACGGUAAAAUUGUUUCUGUAGAAGAAUGGCAAUAUAACAUAGGAAUAUUAUGUUUCGCACAUGCUCCCCUUACUGUAUAUAGUAAAGAAUAGGAUAUCCAUCUAUUUUUUGCAAUAACACAGACCAUUGUAAAUAAAUAGAAACAUAUACACAAAUACCACAUUUACAAAUCUAAUUCUAUGCAAAGUAAGCAUAUUACAAAAUUGACAUAUAUGUACUAUAUUUCUAAUUUAGGAUAAUGGAAGCAUAUCACUUUGUUGCAUGCAAUAUUCAUCUAAAAAGAGAAGAACUGUUAGAAUUAAUAUGCACACAGUAUUCUGAAUGCGAUCCACUGCUCAGGGAAGUCAAGAAGAUCCUUUUUUCUUUCACAAACUGGCUUUGACAGUACAUU
Spea bombifrons (plains spadefoot toad) is the source of this 3850-nucleotide messenger RNA. RefSeq names its product transient receptor potential cation channel subfamily C member 4 (gene TRPC4). Gene Ontology annotation, cellular component: cation channel complex; membrane. Gene Ontology annotation, molecular function: inositol 1,4,5 trisphosphate binding; protein binding; store-operated calcium channel activity. The record is from RefSeq and is a predicted model, not a curated record. Gene Ontology annotation, biological process: calcium ion transmembrane transport; manganese ion transport; regulation of cytosolic calcium ion concentration. The coding region runs from base 445 to 3348 and encodes 967 amino acids. Lineage: Eukaryota; Metazoa; Chordata; Amphibia; Anura; Pelobatidae. The transcript is spliced from 11 exons.